CUUCCCACCGCCCGGGCUCGGCUCUGGCGGGACAGGCGGUCAGCAGCUCUGCGCCCUCCGCUUUGAUCCUGAUUGAGGCAGUGCUUUGCAUAAGUGCUUAAUGCUUUCUGUAAAACUGAGAUAUGCCCAUUGUUGAGAGUGAAGCCAAAGUGAAAACCAAAGUUCGCUUUGAAGAAUUGUUUAAGACCCACAGUGAUCUAAUACGAGAAAGAAAAAAACUAAAGAAAAGGAUUGCCAAGUCUGGAGAAAACCUCUCAAGUGACAUCUUUAGAAGCAAUCUUCAGCAUAUUAAAGGAACUAAAAGUGUUGACAUAAGUGUUCCCGACACUAAUAACCCCGAGAAAACCAUGCGAGUCACCAAAAACAAACUAACGAAUACACAGUCAACUGAAAAUCCAAGUGAUGAUGCUAGUGUCGAGGAAGAAAAACAAGGAAAGUCAAAUACAAAGGUUACAAAAGCAGCGCCCCAGGUGAAUACCCAAGAAAUGGAACCGGAAGCUUCUGAGGGGAAGAUGGAUUCUACACAUGAAAAAGCGGGAACAAAGUCGCAGGCAGGUGUUGUUCAUCAGAAAAGUAAGAAGGCAAAUGAAGGAAAAGAAAACAAUGAUUUAGAUGAGGAAGAAGAGCUGAUGCAAGUAUAUCAGCUCCAAGUAGCUGAAGAAAUGGCCAAGGAAAUUAAGAAGAAAAUAAGAAAGAAACUGAAAGAACAGUUGACUUACUUUCCCUCAGAUACAUCAUUGCAUGAUGACAAAUUGAGCAGUGAAAAGAAGAAAAAGAAGAAAAAGAAAGUUCCAGUCCUGUCUAAAGCUAAAACAAGUACAUUGACCAUCUCUGAACUUGAGCAUGACAAAGUUGAAGAUGAACAAAAGAAGGACUCUCCAGUUGGAGCAGUAACUUCAGAUGCUCGUCAAAAUGAUGAAAUAAACACAACUGAACAGAUUAUGGAAGAUGACAAAAAAUCCAAACCCAAAAAAACAAAAAAGAAGGCUAAAGCAGCCCCGCGUGAACGCCAAAAUCUCUGCUGGUUUCUCUGUCCCCCAGUAGCGGCCUUCUGCCGGGGGCCACGCCUGGAUUCUCAACCUCUAGCUGCGCCCAGAAUUGUUUCAGAUGAUAAUGAAGAUUCUGAUGGUGAUGGUGUUCAUGAAAUAACAAGUCGAGAUAGUCCGGUUUAUCCCAAAUGUUUGCUUGAUGAUGACCUUGUCCUGGGAGUUUACAUUCACCGAACUGAUCGACUUAAAUCAGACUUUCUGAUUUCUCACCCGAUGGUGAAGAUCCAUGUGGUUGAUGAGAAUACUGGUCAAUAUGUCAAGAAAGAUGAUAGCGAACGACCUGUUUCAUCUUACUAUGAAAAAGACAGUGUGGAUUAUAUUCUUCCUAUUAUGACCCAGCCAUACGAUUUUAAACAGCUGAAAUCAAGACUUCCAGAGUGGGAAGAACAAAUUAUAUUUAAUGAAAAUUUUCCUUAUUUGCUUCGUGAUUUUGACGAGAGCCCUAAAGUUAUCCUGUUCUUCGAGAUUCUUGACUUCUUAAGCAUGGAUGAAAUUAAAAAUAACUCUGAGAUUCAAAACCAAGAAUGCGGUUUUCGAAAAAUUGCCUGGGCAUUUCUAAAGCUUCUAGGAGCAAAUGGAAAUGUAAAUAUCAAUUCAAAACUUCGCUUACAGCUGUAUUAUCCACCUACCAAGCCUCGAUCACAGUCAGAUGUUGUCGAGAUUUUUGAAUGGUGGUCAAAAUGUCCAAGAAGUCGUUAUCCAUCAACACUAUACGUAACUGUAAGAGGAUUGAAAGUCCCAGAUUGUAUAAAACCAUCUUACCGGUCUAUGGUAGCUCUUCAGGAAGAAAAAGGUAAACCAGUGUAUUGUGAACGUCACCGUGAGUCAAGUCCGAUAGACUUAGAGCCUGGAUUAGAAGAUUCAAAGGAAGUAGUCAAGUGGAAACGACUGCCUGGACAGGCUUGCCGUAUCCCAAACAAGCACCUCUUUUCACUAAAUGCGGGAGAACGGGGAUGUUUUUGUCUUGCUUUCUCCCAUAAUGGAAGGAUAUUAGCAGCAGCCUGUGCCAGCAGGGAUGGAUACCCGAUUAUUUUAUAUGAAAUCCCUUCAGGACGGUUCAUGAGAGAAUUGUGUGGCCAUCUCAAUAUCAUUUAUGAUCUUUGCUGGUCAAACGAUGAUCGUUACAUCCUUACUGCAUCAUCUGAUGGCACUGCCAGGAUAUGGAAAAAUGAAAUAAAUAAUACCAGUACUUUCAGAGUUUUACCUCAUCCUUCCUUUGUUUAUACGGCUAAAUUCCAUCCAGCUGUAAAAGAGCUAGUGGUUACAGGAUGUUAUGAUUCCAUGAUACGGAUAUGGAAAGUUGAUAUGAGAGAGGAACCUGCCAUAUUGAUCCGACAGUUUGACACUCAUAAGACUUUUAUCAACUCUCUCUGUUUUGAUACUGAAGGUCAUCACAUGUAUUCAGGAGACUGCACAGGGGUGAUUGUUGUUUGGAAUACCUAUGUCAAAGUGAACGAUGUGCAGCACUCAGUGCGCCACUGGAGUGUGAAUAAGGAAAUCAAAGAGAGUGAGUUUAAGGGGAUUCCAAUAAGUUAUAUGGAGGUUCAUCCCAAUGGAAAACGUUUGUUAAUCCAUACCAAAGAUAGUACUUUGAGAAUUAUGGAUCUCCGAAUAUUAGCAGCAAGGAAAUUUGUAGGUGCUGCAAAUUAUCGGGAGAAGAUUCAUAGUACAUUGACACCAUGUGGGACUUUUCUUUUUGCUGGAAGUGAGGAUGGUAUAGUGUAUGUUUGGAACCCAGAAACAGGAGAACAGGUAGCGAUGUAUUCUGACCUUCCGUUCAAGUCACCCAUUCGAGACAUCUCUUAUCACCCACUUGAACAUAUGGUUGCAUUUUGUGCAUUUGGGCAGAACGAACCAAUUCUUCUUUAUAUUUAUGAUUUCCAUGUUGCCCAGCAGGAAGCUGAAAUGUUCAAACACUACAAUGGAACAUUCCCGUUGCCUGGAAUACACCAGAGUCAAGAUGCGUUGUGCACCUGUCCUAAGCUGCCCCAUCAAGGCUCCUUCCAGAUUGAUGACUUUGCCUACACUGAAGACUCUUCAGUGAAGUUGCAGCAAGUAAAACAGAGGCUUGAGUCUGUCACGGAGGUGAUACGAGCCUGUGCUGCAAAGGUCAACAAAAAUCUCUCGUUUACUUCGACAUCAACCUCCUCAAAACAGCCCGGCUUAAAACAGUCAAACGUGCUGUCCGCUCAUGAGAUUCUGCGUCAGUUUGGUUUCACUCAGACCGACUUGGAUUUUGGGAUUAUCAGCAUAGAAAGAAGGCCAUGUAACCAUCACGUAGAUACAGCGCCAACAGUAGUGGCUCUUUAUGACUACACAGCAAAUCGAUCAGAUGAACUAACCAUCCAUCGUGGAGACAUUAUCCGAGUGUUUUUCAAAGAUAAUGAAGACUGGUGGUAUGGCAGCGUAGGGAAGGGACAGGAAGGUUAUUUUCCAGCUAAUCACGUGGCUAGUGAAACACUAUACCAAGAACUGCCUCCAGAGAUAAAGGAGCGAUCCCCACCUUUAAGCCCCAAGGAAAAAACUAAAGUGGAAAAACCUUCAUCUUCUCAAAAGCACUCAGUCAUGAAGGACAAGUCCCAGGGCUUCAGACUGGGUUCAGAAUCUAUGACACAUUCUGAUGUGGGCAAAGAACAGAGCCGUGAGAACCGGGAACACAUGAUGGACAUGCAGGUGAAGAAGAAUGAGCAAAUGGGCCGAAAAGUCACCUUAAUAGAGGUCGGCGGUUGGAAUCCACCAGGCACUCCGUGGAAGCCCUGUGGGGCAGUUCUACUGUGUCCUAUAGGGUCGCUGUGAUUUGGAAUUGACUCAACGGCAGCGGGUAACAGCAACGUAAAGAGUUGAAGAAAAAUGAAGAGACAAAGAACCAAAUGGGUGGAAAUGAAAUGACACAUUAAACCAAAUGGAAUGUCUCUUCAAAAUUCAGAAUUUUCAAAUACUGAGGAAGAAAGAAAGGAUCCACUGCUGCGUGUCCUGAUGAAAGAAUCCAGAAAAAUCAGAAGCAAGGUGUGGGUAGAAAAACAAAUGUGGCCUUUGAUCUUAAUUAUUAUAAACCAUUGUGAUUAUUGUUGGUCAAAGUAUUGGUACUUGUAUUUAUUAGUAAUUGUAUCAGAAUUACAUUACCACUGUUGAAAUACCGAUAAAAAAAAAAAAGUAUUUGUUACUCAGCAGAUGUGAAGAAAAAGUAUUUGUAUUGUUAGGAUAUCUGUUAAGUAAUCAUUUAUUUAUUAUAUCUGUAUUGUGGUUAUAUGUGUGAUGUUAUGCUCACAUUAUGAAGUAUCUGCUUUUGAAAUUUUACUUUAUUUAAAAGAUAAGCAGCUUUAGAAUAUUGUGUAUUUCAAAUGGUCAGAAAGUUAUUAAAAUGGAACAAUUUGCUUUUUUAGCAUCAAAAUUUUAUAUUUGUUUUGAAAGAAUCAUAUGUGUAACUUGUGAUAUACCUAAACUCAUAAUGAUUUUUGGCUGGACAGGCAACAGUGUUCUGGUUUUUUUUUUUUACAUUUAAAAAAAACUUUUCUUAUUUAAAAAUAUAGGUGAUUUGUAGACUUCAUUGUUUAAUAUUUAUUUUAGUCUUAAUACUUGUUUUUAAAUUAUUCCAUUGCAUUAUUUAUUUCUUAGUUCCAGAAAAACAAUGUCAUGUAUAGUUACUGCUGUAUGACUGUACAUUUUAAAGCGUGAUAUUAUAAUAGAAAAAUUCUUUUUUUUCUUUUUUUUUUGGUUUUUUCUUGAUUCUUCUUUCUCCACAAUGUGAUUAUAAGUCUGUUGAUAAAAUAUCUAACCCCAAGAAUAUCAGAACUAACAUCAAAUUAGAAAAACUUUUUUGCCAAAUUAGACAAUUGGUUCCAUUGAAAUAAGAAGUGAGAAAAACAGUGUUGGGCAUUGAGGUGUAAAUUUUGCCAGAUGUAUACCCAGUGUGCAUUAUCUCUAGUAAAAAAUAUGUUUGGUCCUUAUCCCUGCACAUGUUUAAAAAAGAGGCCUGAAAAUUGGUAAACAUGCCUCAGCUCUGUAGAACUUAAAAAAAAAAAAAGGCAUUUUCAGAAGUGGUGAGUGGCGCUGAUGGCUGCUGAAGCCCUCAGUGAUGGGCGCUGAGGUCUUUUCUGACGGCACCGAGUUCAUUAUUGGAGAUACUUAUGUCUGUGUGUCAGGUACAGCUGGGCCCAGCCAGCUUGUCACCCUUGUACAAGCUUGUUAUUUCUGUCUUGUGAAUGUACUUGAUAAUUAAAAAAUAAAACCAUACAUCUCUCUGCAGUUUCAGCUUA
Loxodonta africana (African savanna elephant) is the source of this 5305-nucleotide messenger RNA. It is a transcript of the gene AHI1, whose product is annotated as Abelson helper integration site 1. The transcript has 29 exons. The record is from RefSeq and is a predicted model, not a curated record. Gene Ontology annotation, biological process: motile cilium assembly. Bases 123 to 3845 code for a protein of 1240 amino acids. Gene Ontology annotation, cellular component: ciliary basal body. NCBI's taxonomy places the organism in Eukaryota, Metazoa, Chordata, Mammalia, Proboscidea, Elephantidae. Gene Ontology annotation, molecular function: protein binding.